Messenger RNA from Sphaeramia orbicularis (orbiculate cardinalfish), 1333 nucleotides. RefSeq names its product retinal degeneration 3, GUCY2D regulator (gene rd3). The transcript is spliced from 3 exons. The coding region runs from base 323 to 979 and encodes 218 amino acids. The record is from RefSeq and is a predicted model, not a curated record. NCBI's taxonomy places the organism in Eukaryota, Metazoa, Chordata, Actinopteri, Kurtiformes, Apogonidae.
GGCUCCUGUCGGAGUCGGAGAGGGUGCCCCCAGCAUCCUGCAACAAGUAAAGGCAGGCCCAAGUGGCUCCUGGGAGGAGGGAGGAGGAAGAGGAGGAGGAAGAGGAGGAGGAAGAGGAGGGGAUAGUACUGAAGGACAGCGAGAGAGAAAGAAAGAGAGGAGAGAGAGAGAGAAACCAUUUCUCCAUUCGGGCUUCUACUUCAGCCUUUCCAGUCUGUUCAUGUCCGUCCAAUGAGUGGGAGCUUUUCACAUUUUGCUUUUCAGUCACUUCACUUCACUUGGGGACGAAGAAAAACUUAAAAAAAAAAGAAGAAGAGGGUCCAUGGCCUCCUGGUUCAGCUGGAAUGAGCCUUAUUACCGGAGCCCCCGCAGGGACCCUGCCGACGUGGUCACCGACACGCUGAUGCUGGAGUUCAGCUGGCAGCUGAAGGAGGCCGAGAGGCAGCACAAGGAGAGGGAGAACGAGUACCGCCGCCUCAAGACCGGCGUGGACUACAGCUGGUUGGCCAGCACGCCUCGAUCCUCCUACAGCAUCAGCACCGGAGAGAGGCUGGGCCUGGAGGAGCUGUGCGCCAAGGUGCCCCCGUCCGCCUGUGGCCUCAUCAUACUCAAGUUCAGGGAGGUCAUGCAGGCCAACGAGCCUGAGGUGCACGAGGUGUCGGGUCUGUUUCGCUCCGUCCUCCUGGAGGCUCUGGACCACCUGAAGGAGGAGCAGGAGGCGCAGAGACUCGCCCGCCAGUGGAACAACAAACGGGCCAUGAGCAUGUCCCUCAUGAACUUCAGGUCCAGGAUUAGGAUCAACCCCUUUGGGAGCACGGUGGGCCUGACCUCCACUGCUGCCGAGGGGGCGGGGCUGAGUGACCUCAAGACGGUGUCCGAGGACGUGGAGAGAGGGAUGGACCGGGACGAGAGGUCUCAGAGGGUCUGGAGUAUGCCCGACUUCAGAUAUAAAGGUGCUAACAGCAGUAAAGUGGUCUGAAGUAUUAAGAGGACUUCUGAUGGUGGGACAGACGGGUGUCCUGCUGGUCUCACAGGACCCUCCUCUUUUCAGUAUGACACCGCUCAGCAUUUGAUCCAAGUCACUGCUUCACCUUUCCACGUGAGAAGGUGAACCGCAGCGUCAGGUCGUCCCUUGAACACUCGUAUUUGAGGAUCAGCUUUUUCUUUGCAUGAGAUGAUCACCUCCUGCUGUGAUGCCUCUUAGAAAUUUGCAGACGUUUUAUUCUGUAAUGGCACUUAAGUAAUGAGGGCUGUUACUGUAGCCUGAUAGAGAUGUUCACAGUAUAUAAUGUCAAAAAAAAAAAAAAUCAAUAAAUAAAACGCACAAUGCACA